Serendipita indica DSM 11827 is the source of this 1614-nucleotide messenger RNA. NCBI's taxonomy places the organism in Eukaryota, Fungi, Basidiomycota, Agaricomycetes, Sebacinales, Serendipitaceae. The record is from the annotation of a GenBank genome assembly.
AUGUGUGCUCAGCCCCCGGUUAUUGAGACAGAGGGUACUAUUUACAAAGGAACGUUCUUGAGAAACAACACCGUCGCUACUUUCUACGGUGUUCCCUACGCAGAGCCUCCCGUAGGAGACAGGAGAUUUCGUGCACCUGUUCCCAUCAAACGACGGCACGGUCCAGGCAAAACUGUAGUCGACGCUUCGAAAGAGCCAAACUUCUGCAUCCAAUCGCUUUACGGUCCGACCGCAACGGUCCACGGCGGCGCCGGUUCGGAGGACUGUCUGCAUCUCAAUAUAUACGUGCCCCCACGCGUACUCCGCUCAAGGCCUUCCUCGGCGAAACUUCCUACUCUCGUCUACAUUCACGGCGGCGCUUUCAAAGCAGGAAACCCUCUCGCGUGGCCCUUUGACCAUUGGGUGGAACAAUUCCCGGACGUCGUCGUCGUGUCGGUAUAUUAUCGUCUCGGGAUCUUUGGUUUCCUAUCAGCACCAAACGCAAAGGGUGCCCUCGAUUACAAUGCCGGCUUCCUGGAUCAACUCGCGGCUCUCAAGUGGGUAAAAGAGAACAUUGCCAAUUUUGGAGGAGAUCCGCAAAAGAUCACCAUCAACGGACAGAGCGCGGGUGGCCUGUCGAUGGAGCUUCAUCUCGUAGCAAAUGGGGGGAAACAGACACUCUUCCAACAAGUCAUUGGACAAAGCAUGUGGCGGAUUCCAUUGAUGCAGAUAUCGGAAACACAGGCACCGUUCGAUUUCAUCAUGGGAGAAGCGGGCUGUAAUAUCGCCGGAUAUUCAAACGUCCAAAAGAUUGACUGCUACAGAGGCAAGGACAUCCCUACGCUUAUGCGCUCGUCAGAGAACGCCAUGAUCAAGAACUCGUCCUGGACGCCAUACCCAGUUAUUGACGGCACCAUACUCCCCGGGCGACCUACGCAGCUCAUCAACCAGGGCAAAUUCAGCAAGGUCCCUGUGCUCGUCGGCGCCACGACGGAUGAAAACUUCUUCUUUACAAGCUCUCUCCAGACUGACUUCAACAUGUGGUGGCCAGCAAUGACGAAUCUCAGUGCUAUCCAACAGGUUUAUCCCUCGAGCGACUUUGCAAACGAGACUAUUCGCGCGCAGACAGCAAAUGGUGAAACCAUGUUUAGAUGCCCUCGUGAGCAUGUCGCUGAAGCGCAAACUGCGGCCGGACAAUCGGCCUAUGCCUAUCGAUUCGAUUCAAUGAAUCCAACGCAGCAAGGACCUCCCCUUGUAGGACACUCGGCGGAAAACUGGUGGAUGUUCCGUGGCGUGAAUACAGUGGAGAAUGGUACAUACGCCUUCACACCCUUCAACUCCACAUCCCAAUCCACCUUCGCUAAGGAGCUCUUGGCGUACUGGGUGUCGUUUGUACGCAGUGGGGAUCCGAAUGUUCACCGCCUCGAGGGAUCUCCCAUCUGGCCCAAGUGGGAGAAUGGCUACGUCGGCGGUAGCUCUGCUAGCCCAAAAGGGAAGAGGAUGGUUCUCAAGGAAGGGAGUACGACUGGAUAUAGGGGCAAGUACCAAUCUGGAAGUCGUGCGGAGCAAGAGCCAGCAAAAGAACUCUCAAGAUGUCAUGCUGUUGAUGCGCUGGCACCAAAUCUUCACAUUUGA